Messenger RNA from Metarhizium brunneum ARSEF 3297, 507 nucleotides. RefSeq lists its product as uncharacterized. Gene Ontology annotation, molecular function: acyltransferase activity, transferring groups other than amino-acyl groups. The record is from RefSeq and is a predicted model, not a curated record. NCBI's taxonomy places the organism in Eukaryota, Fungi, Ascomycota, Sordariomycetes, Hypocreales, Clavicipitaceae.
AUGUCUUUACCCUCGGAGCCACGGAAUUGGACCAAAGAUGGCUUCUUGAUAUCAACCGACAAAAGUCUCAUCUCUGUCAAGGCCCUCAACGCAGUGUUUGCCCAAGAAUUCCUGUACUGGGCAGCGGCCAUGCCCGAUGAAAUACUCCAGACUAUGGUCGAUGCAUCGUUUUGCUUUGGGCUGUACAAGAUGCGCCAAGAAAACCCCGAUUCGCUUCAACAAAUUGGAUUCGCGCGCCUUGCUACCGACUACGUCACAUUCGCAUACCUGACAGAUGUAUACGUGCUUCCCGAGUAUCAAGGCCUCGGGCUGGGCGGGUGGAUCAUUGAUUGCAUAGACGAGGUUAUGGAUCCAUUGCCGUACUUGAGGUGGUUUACGCUGCGGACGGCGGUGCCAAAGAGCAAAGAGGCGUAUGAGAAGAGAUUGGGCAUGAGUGUGCUGGACCAGGGAGACGUGACCAAGGGGGCCGUGAUGAUGGGGAAGAAGGGCAGGGGCAACUAUGUUUAG